Messenger RNA from Stegodyphus dumicola, 1575 nucleotides. RefSeq lists its product as uncharacterized. NCBI's taxonomy places the organism in Eukaryota, Metazoa, Arthropoda, Arachnida, Araneae, Eresidae. Gene Ontology annotation, biological process: intracellular signal transduction. The record is from RefSeq and is a predicted model, not a curated record.
UAUCUCCGAAAACCAAUGUUUUAGUUUUCAUACGCUAAACUUAAACUUAAUCUUGUCUAGAGUUGAUAUAAGCUGUGUCACAUGGCGGUAUAGAAUAAUACUAUGCAGAAUGGAGACUUGUGAUCACCACUCAGGCCUUUCUCUCGAAGCUUUGGAUUUGUCAGAUUGUGAUGAGAGAUGUCGACGUUUUCUAGCUGCGAGAGCUCCAAAACUGAAGUGGGCUGUAAUGACAUUAGAGAGAUUAUCUGAAGAAUGCAAAUCAAUGACAGAUCGUAAUGAUGUCGAGUUCGACUUACCUCGGUUGCGGCCUUUUUUGAAGAAUUUAUCAACGAAUUUGCCGCUUGAAAUCGAUUGUGUAAGUUUAUUAACGAAGGCAAAAUAUGCAUUUUUCAGGAAAAGACUGCUAGCUAUUCUGAAAGACAGUAUGUUCAGAGAUUAUGCGUCUUUUCUGAAAUGUCAGUUGGAUAUGUGCACCAGUGUCAAAGAAGUUGAAAACUGGCUGCGGAAAUUCCUAAAAGUGUGUGAGAUCAUUCCAAGACCAUUACAGAUUUCUGGCGAAGAUGUUCAGCAGUACGAAUUUAUGGCAGAAUUGUUAGAGUUUUGCUAUAAUGUAGAUAUUCAGGACAGUCUUCUAGUUACAUCCAUGGUUAGAAUAACUGUAGACUGGUACAUCAUGGAUUCUACAGAUACAAGGCAUGUACGACAACCAUUUUAUAAAGAAGGCUUUUUAAGAUAUAUCUUGGAACACAGCAUAGAUGCCAGAUUUGACUUAAUUUCAUACUGUUCUAAGCAUCCCAGAACUCUAUGGGAGUAUUCAAAAAACUUCUCGGUAUUAAAUGCAGUUGCCUUUGGAAAUGUAGACCGAACGCUGAUACUUUUGCAGCAUGGAUUGGAAAUCUUCACUGCGAGGGACAUCGAAAAAAGUGGACAUGGUUUUCCAAAUCUACCACAAAUCAUCCCUGAGCGACAUCUCCUGGUUUUACAAAUGAUGUGCAGUAUGAACUGCGUAAAUCUUUUCUUUCUGAAUAUUAGUCAGUCAGCUAACAUCCAACUGUGUUCUGUGACGCAAGCUCAGAGGAGAUGCUUCGAACUUUUGUGGAGAGCUAUACCAGACCCGUACGUAAAAUUCAAAGAAAUAGCAGCCUCCAUUUUUGAAGAAUAUUACUUUUUGAUUCAACACUCCGUUAUGAACAGUGUGCGCUACGAGAAGAAUCGCAAGUAUUUGUGCAUGUACGAACUUUGUUUCAAAGACAUGGCCACCGGGACUAAAGAACCGAGGACUUUGAAACAUCUGUGCAGGUGCAGAGUCAGAAAAAGCCUGAAACAAGCAUGGAAUCUUCCAUCAGGAUUGUCCCAGCUGGGAUUACCAAAGGUUCUCCAAGAUUAUCUCAAUCUUGAAUAUGACUAAACAAAUAACUAUCUUUGGUCUUUUUGGUGUACAUAUCUUUCACCUACCUGGAAUGUUUUUGUAUCAAAGACGUAUAAGAUCUCAGUAUUUAUUUAAAGCACUUUUAAGACCGAUAUUUGUAAAAUAAAAGUCUUCAAACUUGAUAUUUAUAAAAUAAAAGUCUUCAA